Dovyalis caffra is the source of this 933-nucleotide messenger RNA. NCBI's taxonomy places the organism in Eukaryota, Viridiplantae, Streptophyta, Magnoliopsida, Malpighiales, Salicaceae. The record is from the annotation of a GenBank genome assembly.
AUGGCUUCACUUCGUCUUCGAUGUUGUCCCUCAUCAAAAACACCUUCCUUCUCCAUUCAUCCAAUAACCCACAAGUUAUCUUCUCUCCAUAACCAACCUAACAACUUUACUUGUAAUCUCAACGCCAACAAUUUCUCAUUCUCACGCUCUCUUUCUUUUCCAAUUAGAAUCAACAACAAAAAAUUCAGGCAUUUCGUUUUGCAUUUCUCUUCUACAACUCAAGACCACCCGGUUGUUGAUUCCUCUUCACUUAAUGAUGCUGUCACCGAGUACCAAUCAAAGACUGAAGAAGAAGAAGAGCUUCCGAAAACCAGAUUGCUUGCCUCGAAUGUUCCAUGGAAUUGUACCACUGAAGAUAUUAGGGCUCUGUUUGAGAAGUUUGGGACAGUUGUAGAUGUUGAGCUUUCAAUGUAUAACAAGACCAGAAACAGGGGCUUGGCUUUUGUCACUAUGGGCUCCCCAGAAGAGGCAGUUGCUGCUCUUAAUAAUCUCGAAUCUUUUGUAAGAGUUCGAGGGCCGUACUCUGAAGCUGAAUUAUGCAAAGCCAAAAAGAAAAAACCAUCACCUCCUCCGCCACCCAAGCCAGGGCCAACGUUCAACUUGUUUGUAGCAAAUUUGCCAUUUGAAGCCAAGUCGAAAGAUCUUAAGGAGUUCUUUAUUGCAGAAGGUGCUAAUGUUGUUUCUGCUGAAAUUAUAUUUCAUGAUAAUCCUAGAAGGUCCUCCGGUUAUGGAUUUGUCGCAUUCAAAACUAGAAAAGAAGCUGAUGUGGCCCUUUCUACUUUCUCCGAGAAGGCAUUUAUGGGAAGACAACUUAGAGUUGCGCGCAGUAAACAAUUUGUCAAAAAACGAACAGAAGAUGCUUCACAAUCUGAUGGUACUUCGGAUGAGUUGGAAUCUGACAAGGUGCAAGCAGAUACACCUAAUGACAAUUGA